UUUAGAACCUAUAUUAUCACCAGACUCCGGCUGCACACCAAAAGAGGAGGAAGACUCCGAUGGAAAACCAUGCAGCACUUUGAACCCAUGGAGACAUGGCACAUAGGUUCCUCUUAUCUACGAACAGAUUCAGCGCCAGAUUCGCCUUCAUAUUCACUGUGUCACUGUCCUGUACCUAUUUAUGCUAUAGUAUUCUUUUUUGUCGCAGCACAAUCAUGACAAACCAGGGCUAUGAAGGGAAAAAGUGCCCGCCGAGCAAGAACGCAGGAGGGAAGAAACUUCUUGGAAAAUUAGACAAUUGCGCUUCGCUGGAAGUCAGGUCCGCUCUGGAUGAGUCCGCAGCCCAGCGAGGAUCAAGUGAUCUCCGCGACCACAUUAAAGCCCCAGCCUCAUCUGGAAGUCACUGGGCUGACAUGAAAUUGAGAAACAUGAGCGUUGCGCAAAAAUAUGGGAAUAAGAAGCUGCCUAAUGCGUUAAUAGUGGGUGUAAAGAAAGGAGGCACUAGGGCGGUGCUGGAGUUCAUCCGGAUACAUCCAGAUGUGCGCGCUCUCGGAACAGAGCCGCACUUUUUCGACAGAAACUAUGACAGAGGACUUGAUUGGUACAGGGGACUAAUGCCACGGACACUAGACAGCCAGAUCACAUUAGAAAAGACUCCAAGUUACUUUGUCACCAGAGAGGCACCCAGACGCAUCUCCAACAUGUCCCAUGGGACCAAGCUGAUUGUUGUGGUGCGUAACCCAGUCACAAGAGCAAUCUCCGACUACACGCAGACUCUUUCCAAGAAGCCCGACAUCCCUACGUUUGAAGAGCUGGCCUUUAAGAACCUAAGCCUUGGUCUCGUCGACUCUUCCUGGAACGCUAUUCGGAUUGGGAUGUAUAUUCUGCACCUGGAGAACUGGCUGCAGUAUUUUCACCUUUCGCAGAUGCAUUUUGUGAGCGGGGAGCGGCUGAUCACGGAUCCGGCAGGGGAAAUGGGCCGCGUUCAGGACUUUUUAGGACUGAAAAGAAUAAUCACAGACAAGCACUUCUACUUUAAUCGAACCAAAGGCUUCCCCUGUCUAAAGAAGCCGGAGAGCAGCAGCCAGCCGCGCUGCCUCGGCAAAUCCAAGGGCAGGACUCACGCACAGAUCGACCAGGAGGUCAUAGAUCAGCUGCAGGAGUUUUAUAGGCCAUUUAAUAUCAAAUUCUAUGAAACUGUGGGACAAGACUUCAAGUGGGAUUAAGAGUGCCGUACAGAAACAGGGCUGUUUUUAAAAUGGCUACCUCUGGAGACAUUGAAAUACAAAUGAGUGUCUUCAACAAAAUGUGUUCAAAUGACUUGAAUUGAGCUAUGUAUAGAUUGACAGAAUUUAUAUAGAAUAAGAUACAACUCAGACAUUAAAAUAAAAACAUAUGAAAGGUGUUACAUACUGGAGUUGGGUCACAACAAUUGCCAUUUCUUUAAAAUAUAUAUAUACAAAACCAAGUUUUCUUGACAUAUGGAUUCAUCAACAGGCAGGGUUAAUUGAUUAACCAAGUCAAUAGCAAGCAAUAAUCACAAUGCCUUCAUGUCAUUUAGUCACACCAGACCUACAUUAAUGACGUUUGAAUAUUCAUUGCCUAGAUUGCUUAUUUAUUCAUAAUUUCUGCUCAAACUGAACCAGCAGCUUUGCCAUUAAAAUGAGCUCUCAACAUGAAGUUCCAGCAAAAUGUCAAAUGAAUAAUCAAAUCAGCCUGUUAAUUAUUCUGCAAUGAAACUUAUUGACAAAAGUUCAUAGGCAGCAGUGACAAAUAUGCUGAAUAAAUGUACUAUAACUGAGAAGGAAAACUCGAUAUGUAAAGAUAGAUGCUAUAACACUGAUAAAGGUUUACUGCUUGUUGAAUUUCAGCUCUUUCUGUGUCAGUAUUUUUGUUGUGAUCAUCCAAAUAAAAGGCAGAAUUCUUAAA
This is a messenger RNA of Micropterus dolomieu (smallmouth bass), 1929 nucleotides long. RefSeq names its product heparan sulfate glucosamine 3-O-sulfotransferase 2-like. The record is from RefSeq and is a predicted model, not a curated record. The transcript has 2 exons. The coding region runs from base 96 to 1226 and encodes 376 amino acids. NCBI's taxonomy places the organism in Eukaryota, Metazoa, Chordata, Actinopteri, Centrarchiformes, Centrarchidae. Gene Ontology annotation, molecular function: [heparan sulfate]-glucosamine 3-sulfotransferase activity.